AUGAAGCGUCGGGCCGAACCAGCGUCUGUGGAAGAUGUGUCGGACGAAACCAACAACACGAUCCCGAAUACUCGAAGAACAGCAACCCAGCCCAAUAGGCCAACCCCAAAACGGAAGAGAACGAUUGACGUCCUCGGUCGGAGCAGGACAAAAAGCGCUACAGCGGCGAUUAUUUGUCAUUCUUGCGAACCCGUUCCUCUAGUCGAGGCGGUCCAAAAGUAUGAUGGGUCUUGGCCGAUGACAAUCCUCUCUGGAGGGACCGACCGAGAUACGGUGAAGAAUGAGAUUAGUGGUUACCGUUUGAGAAUGUUGUUCUACGAAGACCGCCCCAUCAGUAACGACACUACUACAUUCAUUGAACGUGACAUCUUCAUGACAGCGGAAGAUGCAGAGGAAAGGAAUCCACAUAUUUGGAUCGAGCAGAGGAUCUUCGAAUCCGGAAAAGAAACGAUCAAGGCACGCGAGCUGUUCUUCCUUGAACGACUGGUGGAUGGGAAGGUAUAUAUUUUCAAAGGGUGCGGUGACCAAAUACUGGGUGUCGAGAAGCUUCCCGAUCUGCAUUUGACAGCCCGAGUACUGCCACAAGAAGAAUGGCCCAAAUAUUUGUCGGAGACUGCAAAGUACUAUGGAUACGACAGGCAAAUCGAGGUUCACCCCAAUAGGACGGAACUCAAGAGCGGGAAGGGAAUCACGUACGACUUCAACGAAGGUGAGGCGGGCCCCUGCUCCGGUAUAGAGGUGUCAAGCAAAAGGUUGCCGGGGCAGUCCUCCUUGGGCCAAGACUUGAAUAUUUUCACCGUCAAGUUGCGGGGAUUGGGAACAUUAAUUGAAGACACUGGCCGGAGGAGUGAUUUGAAUUUGAAGAUAUGUAUUGAGUAA
Messenger RNA from Rhinocladiella mackenziei CBS 650.93, 879 nucleotides. RefSeq lists its product as uncharacterized. The record is from RefSeq and is a predicted model, not a curated record. NCBI's taxonomy places the organism in Eukaryota, Fungi, Ascomycota, Eurotiomycetes, Chaetothyriales, Herpotrichiellaceae. Bases 1 to 879 code for a protein of 292 amino acids. The transcript has 3 exons.